UUUUAGUUUCAGGUAUAUAACUAAAUAUGUCGGAUAUAAUCACAUCGACAUUCUCAAACUUGGAUUUGGAUCUGUAUGAUACUGAUUUGGAUGUGACGACAAUUAGAUCAACGUCACGUGUUUAUCCAUUAUGCACAGAAUUUUUUUGUGAUCAAUACUUCACUCCGAAAAGAAUAAUAUCUCUUGGAAUAAUGCUCGGACGUGUGGCCAUCGCUGUGCUCAUCAUGCUUCUGGGUUUGAAAAUGGAAAAAGACUAUAUGAGAAGUAUCACCAACACAAUUUUCAUCCCAAUAGCCGUGUCUGAGUUGUUCACGAUAUACAUUGAAAUCGCAUUUUAUCAAGAAAUGUUCACCAUUUCGGCCCAAGAGUCCGUGGAUUUUAGAGAAUCAUAUAUCAACUGGACCAAGGCUUUUGUUGGUAUCAUCAACGAUUACGUGUCAAUCAAUACAAUGGUUUUGCUGCCGAUGUUACUCUAUUGUGGCCGAAUCGCAACAUUGCCCGGAGAUAGGAUUAAUGUGUUCCCAACGAAUAUGAUCUGUCUUAUAUUGCAAAUUGUUCCAUUCUUCAUCUGCAUUCUUAAUUACGUGGCAACUCUCAAUGGAGCAGCUGUACUGAAAGUCCUCGCAGCAACUUCAAGAGUGGUCACUCUAAUUUGCUUUUUGGCAAUAUUUAUUCAAAUCUUUAUAUCAAUCGUGGUAGCGAUGCGUGAACUUCCCGGCGAAGCAGCAACAUCAGUUGAUAUGCAAAUAAGAGAUGCAAGAAGCAGAUUGGCAUGGACACUUGCCUAUAUAAUUAUUCCAUUUUUGACACUAAUUCCAUUUGUAAUUGAAGCAAUUUUCUACAUCUUUCAAAUCAAUCCAACUUCGAAUAGUGGCGCGAAAGUUGUGGAACUGGUCUGCUCACUUCUGAUAAAAAUGGUAAACUUCUAUCGUCCAACAUGGAUGGUAAUUAUAACAAUGAUCUUUCUUCCACCAUAUCGUCGUGCUGUUCCACUCUUAUUCUGUUGCUGCUCCUGCUGUCCAAAAGUCAAUGUGGAACCAUUGCCACGUAAGGAGAACGAGUCGAGUCUUAUGUAUCGAUAUGCCGAUUUGUGAUAAAGGACAGAGAUUUCUGAGAGCGUUCAUUCUGUGAAUUGAAUAAAUUGGUUGAAAAAA
Molecule: messenger RNA, 1154 nt
Organism: Caenorhabditis elegans
Lineage: Eukaryota; Metazoa; Nematoda; Chromadorea; Rhabditida; Rhabditidae
Gene: dgs-1
Product: G_PROTEIN_RECEP_F1_2 domain-containing protein
Exons: 6
Coding region: 27-1094 (355 amino acids)
Source: RefSeq, marked reviewed